Mycena citricolor is the source of this 5543-nucleotide messenger RNA. Lineage: Eukaryota; Fungi; Basidiomycota; Agaricomycetes; Agaricales; Mycenaceae. The record is from the annotation of a GenBank genome assembly.
CCACGAUCGUGGGCUGUCAGCCCGCUGAGUGGGCGAUACUAAUUUUAGCGUAAUCAUACUUGCCCUCUUACACACUCACUUCCCGCAUGUCGGGCGAAAGCUCGAAGACGAGCUCUUCUCGAACACAGAGCGUCGACUUUCUCAGCCACGACUUACCCGCCUCCAAACCCCCGAUACAUACCUUCGACGUUGAAGACGCCCGACCCACUCUCGACAUACAUCAGCCGGCCCGCGGGGGCUUCGUUGCAAGGAUCCGCCAACAAUCUGCGCGGUUCCCAAGGUUGAACAAGGUCUUUCUGUGGCUAAGAGGACCUCGUCCGAAAGUCGACCUUCCUGAUCCCAAACCUUUCCUCGACAUUGACUUCCAUGUUCGUGGCCGCCACAUCUCACUGCCUCUCGAGAGAACCUGGCUGCGACUCACUCGGUUCGUGCCGAGCCAUCUGCUGACCGUUGUCCUCGUUGCCGCAUACAUCAUAUCAUUAGCCUUCUUUGCAAGAGCCCAGUUCUUCCAGACUCCAGCCGACGCUUUCAUCAGCUGCACGGCUACUUAUUGGCUGUCUGAAGGCAACUGCGGCCUUGAUGGCCAGGCAUGCGCCCCAUUCAACGGCUCGUCGCUCGACUUCCGAUGCCCUGCUGGCUGCGCAGGCGUCAUCCUGGCCAACCCGCGGACCGUCGGAGACGAAGAGAUGGACUUUGUGCCGUUGAUUGUCGGCGGAGGCGAUGCGAACCGGACCUAUCGCGGCGACAGCUUCAUUUGCGCUGCUGCAAUCCAAUCCGGACUGAUCAGCAACCGUCGAGGGGGAUGCGGGACACUUGAUCUUGUCGGCACGUUCGCGAAUUUCUUGCCUACCAGUGGCAACGGGCUGAACUCCAUCGGGUUUCCCACCGUCUUUCCGCUGUCGUUUCGCUUUCGCCAAGUGACAAGCCUCCAUCACUGCACGGAUCUGCGAGACUACGCACUCGUUUUCAACGCGCUCGUGACUGCAGCGCUCUUCCUCUUAGUACGACCCAAGCCCAUCGUUCUUUUCUGGUGCCUGGUGAGCAUCGGGUACUGGCACAUCGUGCUGUUCUCCCAGCCAGGCGGACCUCCCCCUCCGCUCGAUGUUGCGUUCGGGACAUUUCUUCCCGCGCUCUUCAUCGCUUAUGCGUUCUGGUCAAUGGCUUGGCGGUGGUGUCUUCCGGCGUUCAAGAGAGCGCCCAUCGAGGCGAUGGUGCUGUAUCUGCUUCCAUACUGGGUCGGUGUCCUUGCUGGCGAAACAACGGACCGUUUGCCCCUUCAACGGCUCACGGCAAGUGACUUGCAUAAACGCUCUGGGGCGAUUGUCACGUUGCUGGUGAUCAUCGUGAUCAUUAUCCUGGUGGCCAUCAUCCAACUGCGCGAUUUCCGCAGGACAGGCUGGCUUCCUUAUUACGUGGGCUGGUACGUUGCCGGGGGGCUUGUCGUGAUGGUGCUCGGCCUGCUCCCAACACUGGUGCUCCGAAUCCAUCACUACUUCCUGGCCAUGGUACUCAUGCCAGGCACGGGCCUUCCCACUCGAGUCUCCGCCCUGGCCCAAGGCUAUUUACUCGGUCUGUUCUUGAAUGGUGCCGCAGCUUACGGAUUCGACCCUAUCUUGCAGACACAUGCUGACCUGGUCCAAGAUGCCACCCUAGGAUCAGAUUUGGCUACGUUUGUCACCAAUUCCUCCACCUACAACGCGACUAUACCACUGGUGAAUCAAACUCUGUUUUGGAGCCCUCCGCCCGCGGGGUGGGAUGGAUUCUCGCUUCUGAUCGAUGAUGUCCAACGAUACGUCGGUCCGGCUCUCAACUUUUCUCUCGCAGCGCUCCAAACUGGCUUGCCACACUUUUUCCGACUAGCCCUCACAUCAAGUGGCACUCCAGGUGACUACACCCAUGCGGCUGUGCUCGAGCCUAAUGGCACAUGGAUCGAUCCAGCACCGGGUGCGACGUAGAGUAUGUAUAGCAGAGCGCCAAUGACUACUAUCUAUUGAAGAGUGUGACAUCUACAAAACGAGUGACGCUAUGUAACAACAUGGGUAUCGGAAAGAUGGACAGAAUUAAUUUUACAGGUACUACAGACAGACACGAGAUCCACAUUUAGAAAUAAUUAGAGCAAAGGAAGGUGGGGGACGCUACACCAGUAGCGUCGGCAUCAUCAUCAUCAUACAACACUCCCAAAUCGCGUCGCAGUUCCCGUUCCUGUAUGGGCCCGCGGUCGAUUCACAACACUAGCCUUGCCUGGCUCAGAUUGGAACGUCAUAGGCGGACGGCCUCGUCCACAGGUCAUGCAGUAGUCGCCCUCGUGGGCUGCCUCGACUUGCGCUUUAAGAUCACGCACUUGGCCUUCCAGUUCCCAGAUAUGUCGCUGCCACGCUUUCUUCGCGCUGACGAUCUGAUCUUGCAGAGCCUGGACCAGCGCAGACUGAUCCUCUGUAAUCGGUGCCAUCUUGUCGAUGUUGCUCGGGCUCCGGGCCAACACAAGCCCAGGCGUCACGGGCGACAUCGCGGUGCUCGGGCUGAGCGACUCCAAAUCUUCAUUGUCGGGCGAAAUGAUAUGAUCCCCGAACUUCGCACUGAAUAGUGUCGACACCGGCCGCAACUUCAGUGCAGGAAACUCGGUCACAUUCGGAGGCGCGCUCUGCGGCAGGUCCAGCUGGUCCCAAUUAUCAGAGCUGUGCGGCGGCAAAGUCCGCGUCUGGAAAUCCUCCGCGGCAGACGCCGCCCGCAGUCGAGUGGCCUGCCCUGUAUUGAUAGAAAGCGGUGGACGCGAACUCGCGUUUCCCGGGAACUCUGGACCAAACAUCGAUGGGGAAACUGGAGGGGCUGGAACUCGCGGAAUGGAUCCCUUCCUUCCGGCGGAGUGUGCCUGAGCAGAGGGCUGCGAGUGCUGACCACUGAAUGCCGCAUAGCCAUCAGACAAUGACGGAACCGGCGGCGGCGAAGCCUUUUCGUCCUUCUCUCGGCCGUUGAACAAUCUCAUAAAACCACUCUUCUUGUGCUUGAUCGUUUUGCCCGGCGAGGGUUCCUGGUUCUGUGCGCCUGCGACCAUGGUCUGCAGAGCACUCUUCGCCCGGGCACCCGUGCUGAUCGACCGCGCCCUGGUCCUACCUGUCGGGCUCAGUUCCGUGCUCUCGGCUGAGGCCAACACAUCCGGGAACGGGGUCGACGACGGCGAGGAUACAGACAUAUUAUUGUUCGUCGUAGCACUUCGGGACCUCUGCGCCCGAGCUUGCUCAAGAGAUAUCAAGUCAAACGCAGGCGAGCCACUGUGUUCUGUCCAGCCAGGAGGCAGAAUCGGGGUCAUUUGAGGAGAGGACACGUGAUUGAUGUUGCUGGUCCCGGAGUGAAUCGGCAACGGUCCUGAGAUUUCCCGUCCGUGGAAUGUCGAUGAACGAGAGCGAGGGCUCUGAGUCGGAGACAUCGUCGAGGUUGACGUAUCAGGCGUCAAAGUUGGGGCGAUUGAUCUGCUGACGGACGACCCAACGCUCGCAGAAUCCGUCACGGUCGCACUAGAAUCACUUCGUCCGAUUGAUGCUGACGGGACAGUGAAUGCGGACCGGGUGGGAGCAGGGGUGUACGGAUCCUCGGCAUAGGAAACUACAAGAUCCGGGUUUGCAAAUGGAUGCAUAUCUUCGGGGUAGUGGCUCGUCCCAUGGCUCGGCCGACGACUGCUAUAGCUCGCAACAGAGUGUCCAACCUCCUGAUGGAUGGGAGAUACCGUACGAGAUUGCUGAGACAUCAAGGAGCGUGGACUGCCCGGAGCACGAGAAGGCGUUGCAUGGGGAGAAGUACUAGAAGAUUCCGACGUGGGAAGCGGGAAAUUGAGGCGCAAACCUGUCGGAUGCGGAGCAUUAGACGCCGAGGCAGUAAUCAGCGACGUUGACGAAAGACUAGCUUGGCCCAGAGCACUACAAAGGAUAUCAGUGAGAGAGCGUUGGCGAGUACAGAAAAACGCACAGCAGCGCCCCGCUUCGACCAUGAUGAGAGUGAGAAGACUCGAAUGACCGUUUCGCCUUGGCGUGAUGAGAGCGGGUGGACUCGCCACUAGGCCGCCCGCUGGCGGUUGUACCCCUACUGGCAGAGCGGAAGCCAAGGCCCUUCUUGAAACCGUCCCGUCCUCGACUGAGCUCUACUUCAUCUUCCUCCUCCUCCAUGAUAUCCCCUCCAUCCAUUUCCCAGGGGGCCUUACUGUGAAAGCGCAUCUUCGGGCCUAGAAGGCUCAUCCGGGAGUCAGGUUCUUCAUGCUCCGCUUCAGACUCUUCUAUAGGGUUCUCUUCCUCGUCAGAGUGUGAAGAGGACGAUUCGUCGUCCAUGUCUAGCAUGCUUUCGGCGAGUUCGUUCAGACGAUUCCGUUCGGGGGUCAGAUGAACAGUCAUGGGCGAGCGAUAUAAAUGGAGUGAGCGAGUCUCGGCAACUUCGUUUGGGCGUGGUGAAAAGAAUGGCGCAGAGUAAACGGAUGGGGAGUCGUAGUCGAUAGCGGCUGUUCGUUGAGCGAGAAGAGAGCGUAUUUGAGCUUCGUGAGCAGCAUCCUGGGUUUCGUGUCGCAACAUUGGCCCCGAUGGCAAUAAAUACGGGUGUGGCGACCCGCCCCGUCAGCAGUCACUGGUCAAGCUUCAAGUUUGGCAGAAACAACAAGGCGAAGUGGAAUGAUCGUUUCAAGAUCUUGAUGAUCGAUCAUUCGAUCAGAGGAAUCAAAUUGUCUUUCUCUUUACGGCGGUGCGAUGAGCGACGCUGCAGUCUCAUUACCCUCUUCGUCCAACGGCCGUGUCUCCGGGAAGUCAUGGAAACCGAACAAGACAGCUACCAAUCGAUCGCAUCUGCCUGAAAAUGUGAAAACGAAGUCCUGGGAGGAACGAAUGACGGCGCAAACAAAGAUAGCAGCCGUGAAAAAGCUGGAAAAAGAGCUGAAAGAAGAGAAACAAGCUGAAGUAACGCGCCGAAGAGAAAUCACCUUAGCUCGAAAGAGAGCAGCAGAGGAGCGAAGGAGAUUAGAGGAGGAUAAGGCGAAGAUGGGUGCUCGUAAAGCUGCACGAUUGCGGAGGAAAUUGGGCCGUUCCAAGAAAAUCAACGGAUAGGCCAUGAAUCCAUACCACACCGUGCCCAUUAUGUAUUACUAGAUCUGUUAUUAUAAUGCCCAGCUGAUAUCGACCUCGCCCUCUUUGACGAAAGGUUUAUCCAACCCUGCGACCACACUUUCGCACAAGGGACAACUGCUUGCCAACAAAUCCUCGAGCUCAGCCCUCAAACGUUCCGACUUGACUUUCUUGGUCUCGUCGGACUCGAGCCCGUUCCGUCGGCCGCCCAUUCCAGGCAUCCAUGCAGGGGCAGAGACGACUGCGGCCAGGGCAUCAGGCACGAUGAGGUCUCGCAGCUUGUCUCCUGCAGACAGAAGGUUCCGGCCGAUCGCUCGCGUCCCUGUUUGCAGGGGGUUCACCACAAAGUUGGCGGAGAGGAGUGUUCGCUGCGCCGUUCCUUGGCGGGACUGCAGGCCGGAACCAUUUAAAUGCGGGGGCGCAGGUGCACCUUUCACCAGUUCAUUC